CCUCCAGCCGUCCACCUGGAAGGACCCCGUCCGCGGGGACCGCUCUCACACGCCCCUGCCGUCCCGUAAAGGAAGGGACUGGGUCCCGGCCGACCCGCACUUGGCCGUGGAACCUGCGCCCCGCGCUCAUCCGCCUGUGAAACCCUGUGUUCCGUGAAGCGCCGCAGAGCGCCGCCCGGCCCCCCGACGGGAGGCUGUCCGACUCAGGAAUUGGUGAAGAAAGCCAAGAAAGUCGUUAAGACUUGCCCAGUUGAAUUCCUUUUUAAACAAAUGUAAAGGGAUGAACAAGAGACCCCUGCAGGCUUGGUGGCAAAUGGGAAGAAAGAAGUACCAAGGGGAACUUACUUGCCGCCUCCGGGGAGAAGCACAGUCUCAGGGCGCGGACCGCUCCCACCGCCAGACUGAGGGCCACACCAAGGGCCAUGCUGACAGCCACACCUAUGGCCAGACUGACCUCAGUCACAGGCGCUGCAGUUCAUCGCGCCGCCGGGAGAGGGCAGCCUGGGCGCAGACACCCCCAACCAGUGUGGAAGCUGCUGGUGAGCGCGACCCUGGAAACCAGCUCUGCCAGGGGACAAAUGUGUACCACCUGAGUCAGAGCACCUGGAGGCGGGAAGAGACACCUUGCGUCCGACACUCGGGACCUCCAUACACAAGUGGACAACAGAAAGGAAGCCAGGAGUCCUUCAAGUAUCAACGCUACAGAAAAAGGUUUUAAAUCUUGAACGUUGCUAUCAUUGCAAAGGGAGAGAAGUGACAACACACAGAUCAACCUCCCAGACAACAUGGAGAAGGAAGCCGAGGCGAGAACGGGCCGGGAAGGAAGCCGCGAGGGUCACAGGGAAGGGGAUGGAGCGGACAGCACGCCGACCUCACUAACAACUGAAAACUCCGGUUCUCUGGGAAAUUUCAUCCUGAGCGAGCCGCCGGCCUGGUCGGUGCGAGGCAGACAGUAGGGUCCGCAGGAUAAUAAACACCAAGGAUGAAGGAGGUAUAGUACUUGGAACUAACCUAAAAAAAUUGCGGAAAGACAAAAUCACAGACCCAAUAUCUCUUAGAUGUAUCAAGGCAAUAAUGUUAAAUAAGUAUUAGCAGGCAGUGUCCAACAGCAGGUGAAGAAAGUAACACACGGUGACAGAGUAGGAUCCAUCCCAGGAUUCAAUGGGAGAUAAACACUAGGGAAUCUGUCAAUACAGCUGCUCAUAAUGGGGCGUCUGGGUGUCUCACGCUCUGUGCCCUCCCUUCCCGGGCUCCUUGCCAACCCCGGGCGCGGCAGGAUGGGUGCGGUCCACUGACCGGCUCCGGGAAUGGGACCAGUGACCGUCUUAGAGCCCGCUGGACACUCGGAAAGCUGCGAUCCCAUUCUUCUGUGAGGGUCGCGUGCGGAGCUGUGGACGCGGGAGAGUCCCCCUAGCAGCCCCCUGGCUCUCAGCACGCAAAUCCCCCUGGUCCCCGGAGGAAGAGGCCUGCGUCAAAGGCACAGCUGAUCUGGUUGUGAAGAGCCUGGCCAGAUUCCGAGGCCGCGAGUGAGAGACAGGGAGCAGAGAGAGAGGGACACACAGAAUCCGAAGCAGCUCCAGGCUCCGAGCUGUCAGUACAGAGCCUG
This is a messenger RNA of Suricata suricatta (meerkat), 1606 nucleotides long. RefSeq lists its product as uncharacterized. The record is from RefSeq and is a predicted model, not a curated record. The coding region runs from base 281 to 718 and encodes 145 amino acids. The transcript is spliced from 3 exons. Lineage: Eukaryota; Metazoa; Chordata; Mammalia; Carnivora; Herpestidae.